Bombina bombina (fire-bellied toad) is the source of this 3934-nucleotide messenger RNA. It is a transcript of the gene PKNOX1, whose product is annotated as PBX/knotted 1 homeobox 1. Gene Ontology annotation, biological process: angiogenesis; regulation of transcription by RNA polymerase II. The transcript has 12 exons. The record is from RefSeq and is a predicted model, not a curated record. NCBI's taxonomy places the organism in Eukaryota, Metazoa, Chordata, Amphibia, Anura, Bombinatoridae. Gene Ontology annotation, molecular function: RNA polymerase II cis-regulatory region sequence-specific DNA binding; DNA-binding transcription factor activity, RNA polymerase II-specific. The coding region runs from base 1959 to 3233 and encodes 424 amino acids.
UUUGCAUCGGCUGAAGCAGCCUUUGGGAGAAAGGUGUUGCAGGCUGUGGUGCCCUCAGUUUAGGGUCUGCCUUCCUUUUUGCCCUCCCAUUUGUUAUUCAUUCAGUGUCUUCUGGAGCUUGGGUAUUGGCUCCCAACAGUCAUAAAUGAAGUCACGGACUCUCCCUGCCUUUGGAAAGAAAACAAAAUUUAUGCUUACCAGAUAAAUUCCUUUCUUUCCUGGCAGGGAGAGUCCACGACCACUCUCAUUGUCCUUUUUGGGCAGCUUCCCUUUUAUUUUCUUCUGGCACCUCCUAUACCCUAAUGUUUAUCCUACUUUUUCUUGUUCCCUCGGACAAAUGACUGGAGGAGUAGGGGAAGUCGGAGGGAUAUUUAUAGCCUUUGGCUGGGGUGUCUUUGCCUCCUCCUGGUGGCCACGUGUUAUUACCAACAGUAAUGAAUUAAGUUGUGGAAAAGAAAUAGCCAGGAAAGAAAGGAAUUUAUCUGGUAAGGACCCAACAUUGUCUCUCUAGGGAUAGAUGAAACAAGUUCCAUCUGUUUUCAAUAAUAGGGCAACGGAUAGCCACGCUCCAAAAAACGGUCCCUCAUUUCAUCAAGUCUCACAUCAAACAAUUUUUCAUCAGUGACAAUCCUACGUACCCUUAAUAGUCGGCUCUGUGGAAGAGCUUUUAAUAGAGGUAAGGGGUGGGCGCUAUCAAAGUGUAAAAGGCUAUUGCGAGCAAUGGUUUUCCUAAAGAGAUCUAUCUUCAACAUACUACCUGAUUUAAUCACUCUGAUAUCUAGAAAGACCAAAUCUUCCUCACUCCAGGUCAGUUUAAAUUUUAUGUGAUUGGUUCAUCUGUUCAAAUCAUUAACAAAAACAGUAAGGGUUCCAACGUCGCCGUACCAAAUUCCAAGAUGUCAUUGAUAUAGCGCCACCAACAGGCGCCACAUUGAAUAAAAUCAAUGCUAGGAAAGACAAACUUUUCUUCGUACAUGUUCAUGAAAAUAUUAGCUUAAUUGGGGGCAAGGUUGGAACCCAUUGCUGGUCCCUGAACCUGUAAAAAAAUAAUUGUCCUCAAAGAGAAAAUAAUUAUAAAGAACAAAUUUCAGCAAUUGCAUUAGAAAAUCAAUCUGUGCCAAAUCAUAACUCCAAUCAGUAUUUAAAACUGCCUUUACUGGGUAAUAGAUGUAUAUAGGCUCUCUACAUCUAAACUAAAUAGGAGAAAUGUAUCCGUAUUUAAACUUUGAGUCAACUUUUAAUUGAAAGUCACUAGUGUAUUUAAUAAGUCUAAGAAUUCUAAAUAAAUUGAAACAUUAGUAGAUACAAAGCAUAUACUGGAAACAAUACGGCGACCAGGGGGUUCUUAAUGAUUUUUGGGCAAUGUGUAUAGGACAGAGGUACGAGGGUGAUCAAUAUUUAGAAAUUUGACUAUGUCUUUAUUAAUGAUGCCGUUCUUUAGAGCAUUGUGGGAAAUCCUUUUUAAUUCUUUUUGGAUUGAAAAAAUGGGGUUACUAGACAAUUUUUUUGUAAAUAUCCUCUUUACUAAUGUGUUUUUUAUGGAUUUGACAUAGUUACAUUUUCUGUGCACCCACACUACCCCCUAGUGGUAUGUGGGUAAAUAAAGAUGGAGUUAAUCGCUGUGUUUGAUUGCAUGACUAAUGGAGCAAUCCCAAAACGUUAUGUAUUGAGUGCAUGGACUGGAUAUUUGUAUGUGUAUGUGUGUGUGUGGCGCUACAUGUGUAUUUACUCUAUCUAUAAAAUAAUUGCACUGAUUUGCCCUAGACUGUCUGCAUCCAUAGACACCAGUAAAAACAGCCAUCUGCGCUACACAUCACUUCUUACCCCUAGCAGUAAAACAGCUUGUGCAACGCUAUUUUGUGGUGAAGCUGCGCUUUUGUUGUGGGAUGCUGGAGCUCUAAGGAUGAUAUUUGCUCUCCCAAGGUCACAGUGAUGUGAAGUGUACCUCCCUCCUCAGCAUGAUGUCUGCGGAGCAGCUGACGAUGGAGAACUACUCAGAGGAACAGCAGAUUCAGCUUGUGACCCAGUUUAAGAUGGAACAAGAUCCUGUUUGUCCUGAGACGGCAGAGAGUACGGGGACUGGAGACAGCCCGAUGGAGACUGACAAGCAGGCCAUCUACCGACACCCCCUGUUUCCCCUGCUGACUCUGCUAUUUGAGAAGUGUGAGGGAUGCACUCAGGGCUCGGAAGGGACAACCUCUGCCAGCUUCGAUCUGGACAUUGAGACAUUUGUGAGGCGACAGCACAAGGAGGGGAAGAAUUUUUUCUCUGAAGAUCCUGAGACGGACAGUCUGAUGGUAAAAGCAAUCCAGGUUCUACGCAUUCACCUGCUGGAGCUGGAGAAGGUGAAUGAAUUGUGUAAAGAUUUCUGCAGCCGCUAUAUUUCCUGCUUGAAAACCAAGAUGAACAGUGAAACCCUGCUGAGUGGGGAACCUGGGGGUGCCUAUUCCCCCAUACAGAGUGGACUCAGUGGAACCCUCAGCCCACAGGGAAUUGUGGUCCCUGCAUCAGCUCUUCAGCAAGGAAACAUGACUGUGGCAAAUGUAGCAGGUGGCACUGUGUACCAGCCAGUCACGGUGGUGACACCCCAGGGACAGGUUGUGGCGCAGGCUAUCUCUCCUGGAACCAUCCGGAUUCAGAACUCACAGCUCCAGUUACAGCUCAGUCAGGAUCUUGGGCUUUUACACUCUGAUGACGGCUCUGGGAAAAACAAACGGGGUGUUCUGCCCAAACAAGCCACCAACGUCAUGAGGUCCUGGCUCUUCCAGCACAUUGGACAUCCGUACCCCACUGAAGAUGAGAAGAAACAGAUUGCGGCUCAGACCAACCUCACGCUGCUUCAAGUUAACAACUGGUUUAUUAAUGCUCGGCGCCGUAUCCUUCAGCCUAUGCUGGAUUCCAGUAGUAAUGACAUCCCUAAGACAAAGAAGAAGAGCGGGCAGAGCCGUCCAGUGCAGAGGUUCUGGCCAGACUCCAUUGCAGGGGUGUCACAGCAUGCAGAUGAUGUCGGCAUGUCUGAGGAUGCUGUGGUGACGCUCUCAGCUUCGAGCGCUCUCGGAGCAGACAGCCUGCAGUCUCUGACUUCGGAUGGAGCCACUCUUGCAGUGCAGCAAGUGAUGUUAGGUGGGCAGAGUGAGGAUGAGUCUCUGGAAACAGAUGAGGAGGACACAGAUGCAGAACUGAACACGGGAGACUUGCGAGGUCUGGUGCUGAGUAGCGGGGGGCUGCAGUGACGGACACUGUACUAAUUCUGUGCCACCGGGAGUGACGGUUCCUAAAAUGUGAGGUCAUAUGUGGUGAUCCCUAAACUCUCUUCCUGCCACAAGCUGCUUCUUGCUACAAAAUGUUUUGCACCUUAACACAAACUGACUCCUAAGGAGCUAAUAGCGAGUGAGCAACAAACGCCUGGUGAUACCCCCCAUCACCCACUGACUGCACCUCUCACUGUACCCCUGAAACUAAAACUCAUGCCACGUGAUACCCCCAAGACUUCAAGCUUGGUGACCUUCAUUUCACGUCAUGUAAACUUACCAAACCUUGCAUUGUGAACAGGCAACAAGGUGAACCAGUGACCCCCAUACCACAGACAAGUGAUCCGCAAGUCUCCCGACCUGGAAACGCAAAACCUGCUUAGCACUGAUGGGGCGAAAGGAAUGGGGGAUGGUGUGGAACCUUCCGCGAUGCACAAUACAGAGCAACAGGUCACAAGGUUUAAAGAUCACACAACAGAGGACAGUGCCACUACACAUACGUGUCCCCUCUUGUACUGCACAGUGACAUCUCUGGUGAAUUGUGUGCACAUGCAAGGCUGUCACACAGCGAGCUGUAACGUCUGUGGGCUACCAGUGAGGGGAAAAAGUGACGUUUUGUUUUUACUCCCAAAUGAUAGAACUGUAUUUUUGUAGAGUUGUGAGAGAAUAAAUCUUGAAACAGA